AUGCUCAGACAGCAGCCACUCGUUCUCGGGCUCUUCAUCGUAAGCCUCUGGUCUUUCUUAUGCUACGGUAUAGACCUCUACCGCGCCGACUCCAGGUCUCCAGCCGCCAUCGAAUCUGCGGGUGGAUUCUUGCCCAAGGGUCUGUCCACCGUCGGGGCCGUCUCCGCGGACAUCAGCUUGUGGAAUCAUGUUCACGGCGCCCCGUCUGGCGCAAGCAAAGACAAUGACGGAUACGUCUCCACUACGUCUGAUCCAGGCCUGGCCGCAAGAUGGGUCACCAACUUCCUCAGGGGAAACGGAUACAUCUACCGGAUCCAUGCUGCUCCGAACAUGAUCGAUUGCGAGGCUACCCUCGGCCGCUUCAACCCGUACCCUGACGAGAAGGAGUUCGCCGCCAUUGGCGGCAUCAAGAACGCACAAAUCAUCGGCUGGACCCCUGUCAAGAACGGCGUCAAGGGAAAGGAGCAACUCAAUCCCUUUUUCAGCUCCCAUAUCUACAGCCAGAUGGGUAACGCAGGGGCACAGUAUAAGCUCGCGGCUUUCCCAGCUGGUCAUCAAGCUUGGAGCGAGGACCCGUGGAAGGCCUACAGCUCAUGCAACGCACAUCCUAAACGUUCUGCUAGAGAUCUUGGGUUGAAGCGGGCUGGUUGCGGACCGGCAAAGAGCAACCAGGCUUAUGCUCAUGAUUACCUUGGCUUUGUAAAGGCCGUUUGCUCUGAGUGUUGA
Molecule: messenger RNA, 726 nt
Organism: Colletotrichum truncatum
Lineage: Eukaryota; Fungi; Ascomycota; Sordariomycetes; Glomerellales; Glomerellaceae
Product: Cholera enterotoxin subunit A2
Molecular function (GO): toxin activity
Source: RefSeq, a predicted model, not a curated record